Messenger RNA from Caretta caretta (loggerhead turtle), 13445 nucleotides. It is a transcript of the gene PEAK1, whose product is annotated as pseudopodium enriched atypical kinase 1. Gene Ontology annotation, biological process: protein phosphorylation. Gene Ontology annotation, molecular function: ATP binding; protein kinase activity. NCBI's taxonomy places the organism in Eukaryota, Metazoa, Chordata, Testudines, Cheloniidae. Gene Ontology annotation, cellular component: focal adhesion; actin cytoskeleton. The record is from RefSeq and is a predicted model, not a curated record.
UGUGUGGGUGAUGGUUGUGUUCAUGGUUUCUUAAGUGAGCUCUAUAUAUCUUAGAGUAGGAGAAAAUCUCUCUCAAGUGUUGCUCUUUUAUGAGAGUUGCUAAUAAGGUGCUUGCACCAGAAAGAAUGCUAUUCUGUAGCAUUCAGAGUACUGGCGCUUAGCCUUAGAUAGAGAGAAACCGUUAGUAACAGUUGCCAUGAAAAACCUUCUGCAACAGCUUUGCAGAUUGAAGGUGAAAUUGAAAAGGUUUUAGACUGAUUCCUCAGCUUCAGUGGCGCUUUAGUCAUGGGGAGAAAAGAAGGAAAGCUUCUCAUUAGAAAGAAAUCCGAGGAGAGAUGGAAUUUCUAAUUGUUUAUCUUUUGGGAUAAGACAAAUGAAACAAGUGAAUUAUUAAGGACUAUUAUCAUUCAUGUCUUCCAAUCCUGACUCUUUGAACAGGAGCUAUGUGCUAAAAGCUACUCAUUAGUAGAAAACAUUGCUGUCUGAUCUGUAGUUGCAAGGAAAAGGGGGUGAAAAGAAGAAGGAAAUCUGUCUUGGAUAAAUUGGAAGUGCUUUGAAUUUGCAAAGGGAUUUAGUGCCAGCUGCUACAGAAGGUUUCACAAAGCCACUUUUGGCACCGAAAUGGAUGAAAUGCUUCAGACCUAAAUGAAAGAAAUGGCUAUUUGAAAGCAUAGCCAGAAUAAAUGAGCAGAGUGAAAACAAAUGUCUGAAGUUCUUACCAUGCACUGAACAGUGGAAGAUCAGCUGCAAAGCUCUGGGAAAAUGUCUGCUUGCAACACCUUCACUGAACACGUCUGGAAACCUGGUGAAUGUAAAAAUUGCUUCAAACCCAAAAGCUUGCACCAACUGCCCCCAGCCUCUGAAAAGGCUCUCCUCUCACAUGGUAAUCUGAAAACCAAUGCAAACCACAGCAACAACCACCGUGGUAGAAGUACAGGAAAUUUCCGACCCCCUGUAGCAAAGAAACCCACUAUAGCUGUGAAACCCACCAUGAUGGUGGUAGAUGGGCAGAGUGUCAGUGGUGAGAUCAGCACACCAGAUCAUUGUGAGAACAAGCCAGUAAUUAUAGGGUGGAACCAAAACAAGGCUGUCUUGAACAAAAAGCCACUGAACAAUAAUAAUGAAGAUGAAAUUGAAGGUUAUAGCCAUGUUCAUAGGCCUUAUGGCAACAAUGAUAGUGCAAGUAAGAUACCAAAUAACAAUAAUAAUAAUGGACUGACAGAAGUGUUGAAGGAAAUUGCGGGUUUGGAUACCACACCUCAACUAACAGGAAAUGAAAUGAACUCAAGGGAAACUUUCUUGGGAAGAAUAAAUAAUUGCUAUAAAAGAUCAUUAGAAAGACAGAUCCCUCCAAGCUGCAUGAUGGGUGGAAUGAAGGAUUCACAUAGUAAGCAUGUUAUUCUGAGUGGAAGCACUGAAGUAAUAAGUAAUGAAGGUGGGCGUUUCUGUUACCCAGAAUUCUCCAGUGGAGAUGAGAGUGAGGAUGAUAUGUUUUUUGGCAGCAUGCAAGAAGAGCAUGAGAGUUGGGAUGAAAGUGAUGAAGAGCUGCUAGCAAUGGAAAUUCGCAUGCGUGGCCAACCUCGCUUUGCUAACUUUAGAGCUAACACCCUAUCUCCUGUCCGGUUUUAUGUUGACAAAAAAUGGAACACUGUGCCUUUAAGGAACAAGUCUCUACAGAGGAUUUGUGCUGUAGACUAUGAUGAUAGCUAUGAUGAAAUUUUAAAUGGUUAUGAAGAAGAAACUGUGAUCCUUUUUGGGCAGGAAAGCAUGCAGAGUAUGGUAUCAUCUGAUUCCACAUCUCCCGAUUCUUCUUUGACUGAAGAGUCUCGCUCUGGAACAAUCAGCAACUCAUCUCAAAAACUCUGCAAUGGAGGGUUAUCUCCCAGUACCCCUAAGGAGAUCAAGUUGAUUGAACCAGAUUAUGAGAGUCUUUGUGAUAAGCAGCAAGUGAAAGACAUCUCAAAAGCUUCCAGAAACACUGCAAAAAUUCUAGAGACUCACAAGGCAGUUCUUGCACUUAGAUUGGAAGAGAAGGAUGGCAAGAUUGCAGUACAAAGUGAUAAUCAAGAAAGCAAAAGUGCUACAGAUGUUACUGGUCAAGCAGUGACUAUAAACUUGGUACCAAUGGAAGAUCAAGCCAAACCUUACAGAGUGGUGAAUAUGGAACAACCAGUGUGCAAGCCCUAUACUAUAGUAGAUGUGUCAGCAGCCAUGACCAAUGAGUGUAUGGAAGGUCAGACUGAAAGCUCAGAAACCAAAAGUACUCCAUCUAGCCCAAAUUCACCAGGAACUCCAGGUGCACCGAUUAUAUCUACUACUGCAUCAUCUGGGCGAGUAAAUGCCAAUCUAAAAAAAUCCAGUGCAGUCAGAUACCAAGAAGUAUGGACUUCCAGUACUAGCCCACGACAGAAGAUACCUAAGGUGGAAUUAAUUGCUAAUAGCUCAGGACCUUCAGUCCCUCCAAGGAAAAGCAGCCACAAAUCUGCUCCUACUUCACCUACAACCACAAAUAUUUCUUCAAAAACCAUCCCAGUGAAGUCACCCAAUUUGUCUGAGAUAAAGUUUAAUAGUUACAACAAUGCUGGCAUGCCACCUUUCCCAAUUAUCAUUCAUGAUGAACCUACAUAUGCUAGGAGUUCAAAGAAUGCUAUCAAAGUUCCUAUUGUAAUCAAUCCAAAUGCAUAUGAUAAUUUAGCCAUCUAUAAAAGUUUUCUAGGGACCAGUGGAGAGCUAUCCAUCAAAGAUAAAACAACAAGUGUAAUAAGCCACACAUAUGAAGAAAUAGAAACAGAAAGCAAAAUCUCUGAAAAUAUACCCAGCAAACCCACUGAAUUUACCCAGCCCAAGGGGGUAACUAAUAGCACAGAGUGUAAACUGGGUUCUGUGGCUCAGAAAGUUCAAGAGUACAAUAGCUGUCUUAGCAAAGGUCAGACAUCACCAAAAAGAAGUCAUAGUUUUGACCACAGCUCCCCAACAAGAGUCCAGAAGACAAGUCAGGAGCCUGCAGCUAAAAGGGAAGGAGCACAGGAGACUUCUGGUGGCAGCAGCAAUAGGGAAAAUGCAAACACAGUGCUUUCUCAGAUUGUGGCUUCUAUCCAGCCCCCACAGACUCCUCCAGAAACACCUCAAUCAGGACCCAAAUCUUGCAGUGUGGAAGAAUUAUAUUCCCUACCACCUGAUGCAGAGACCAGUAAAAGCAGCCUGGUACGACCCAAAUCUCUCUUUACCGCACAACCCCCCAUCAAUGAUACUGAAGUAUCCAGUGCCACAGAAAGCACUACCACUAAAAUGCAGAAGGAUACACUUUCAAAGCCACUUGCCACCCAUUCUUCAAAGCCAAUAACAGGCACCCAUAAUACCGUAAGUCCCAAAAUAGAGCAAGCACCUCCAUUUCCCCCUCCGCGUUCCACUUCUUCACCCUAUCAUGCAAGUAAUCUGUUGCAAAGACAUUUCAGCAACUGGAACAAACCAACCAGUCCCAUUAGAUCAACAGAGGCAGAGUCAAUACUGCAUUCAGAAGGGAGACGAGCAGCUGAUGCAAAACCCAAGCGCUGGAUAUCCUUUAAGAGCUUCUUCCGCCGCAGAAAGACUGAUGAUGAGGAGGACAAAGAGAAGGAAAGAGAAAAAGGGAAAUUAGUGGGUCUUGAUGGAACUGUUAUACAUAUGCUGCCUCCUCCUCCAGUUCAACGCCACCAUUGGUUCAGUGAGUCAAAAACAGACUCCAGUGAGAAGCCAUCCAUUGUUUUCAUGUAUAGAUGUGAACCUGCACAGGCUGAACCAAACACUGACCAGAACAAGGCUAGAGUGGAGUCUCCAAAUGAAGAUACAGAGGCAAAGGACAAAGCAGAAAUGGAAGAGAUGUUGGCAGAGGAUUCUGAACAGAAAAUUAAGAGUCAUUCUUCACCAUCUCAAAUUCCCAAGAAGAUCCUCAGCACACCAGAACACUGUGGAAUCAAUGGCUCACCAGAGUUUCAAGACAUGAUUAAAAGACUCAAGAAGGUCCUGAGAGAAUUUCCUUUAAUGGGGAAUUGUGUGAGUGAGUAUAGUGGUCAAUUGCCAGAUGAGACCACAGUGGAAGAUUUGUCUCCUCAGAUUCCAAGAGCUGUGUUUGUGAAGCAGGACAUUGGUGGCAAUGCCUCGGUCAUACCAGUGUCAACUUCCCAUGUCCCACAAGGGCAAGAAGAAAAUGAGGAAACUUCAGAUUCUUCUGACUUGAGCCCUUGCAGUGCUACAUACAGCAAUUUAGGUCAGUCCAGGGCAGCCAUGAUACCUCCAAAGCAGCCCCGGCAGCCAAAGGGAGCUUUGGAUGAUGCCAUUGCCUUUGGAGGAAUAGCAGACCAAGAGGCAACUAACAGCUUACAGCCAACACCACCUCCACUGCCAAAGAAAACCAUUUUGAGAGCCAACACAGAGCCGAUCCCCAAAGAACUUCAGAAACAGACCCUGGAGAACAAUCUCUGUGUUGUGGCCAACCCUACAUAUGACAUUGAUACCAACUGGGAAGCAAGCAGUGCCUGCUCUUCAAUCAGCUCAGAACUCAAGGCAUUGGACAAUGAGUCAGGAGAUUCCUUGGACAGGCCUUUAAGAAAAGGAAAAGCAACCAACUCAACAGCCAACAGCAUUUCUAGCCUAACCACUCCCAGUAUUAAGGAUAGGUGUUCCAACAGCAUGGAGUCUCUGUCUGGGAGAUACAUCUCUCAGACUAAGCAGAGCAAGAAUAUACAGAAGCCACAGAGGCAAGGACUUUAUCGAGGAAUUGAGAACCGAGAGGAGGUGGUAGGCAAAAUUAGAAGCCUUCAUACUGAUUCACUGAAGAAGUUGGCAAACCAGUGCGAAGAUCUUUUCAUGGCAGGACAGAAAGACCAGCUGCGAUUUGGAGUGGACAGCUGGUCAGAUUUCAGGCUAACCAGUGACAGGCCAUGCUGUGAAGCAGGUGAUGCAGUUUACUACCCAGCUUCUUAUGCAAAAGAUCCCCUCAACAAUUAUGCAGUCAAGAUUUGUAAGAGCAAAGCUAAAGAAUCCCAACAGUAUUACCACAGCUUGGCUAUCAGACAGAGUCUGGCUAUUAACUUUAACAUCCAACAGGACUGUGGCCAUUUCUUAGCUGAUGUACCUGUUCGCCUCCUUCCAUGGGAGGAUCCCAAUGCACCUGAGGUGGAGGAGGAAGAUGAAAAGGAAGGAGAGAUAGAAGAUGAGCAAAAGAACAAAGAAACCCCUUCCUGUUUGGAGGCUUCACAGAAAGACAACUCAGGCAGUGAGCGGACCAUCAGCAAGCAGCGCAGCCGUGUUGUGGUCAUCACACGGGAGGUACCAUACCUAACGGUGGCUGACUUUGUGCAAGAGUCCACAGCACGCCAUGCAAAUAACGCAGACUUCUAUGAAAGGCAGGUGUGUCUAUUGCUCUUACAGCUGUGUUCAGGCCUGGAGCACCUGAAACCCUAUCACAUCACACACUGUGAUCUGCGCUUGGAGAACCUACUGCUGGUUCACUACAGACCAAGGGGAGGCCUUUUGAACUAUGAGCCUGUGGAGCCCAAUCCCAACGCAGCUUGCCCAGCCAGGCUAAUUGUGAGCAAUUUCUCACAGGCCAAGCAAAAGAGACAUAUGGUAGAUCCAGAGGUCCUACGGGACCAAUCCCGCCUUGCCCCAGAGAUCAUCACUGCUACACAAUACAAAAAGUGUGAUGAGUUCCAAACUGGCAUCCUCAUCUAUGAAAUGUUGCACUUACCCAACCCCUUUGAUGAGAAUCCAGAGCUGAAGGAGAAGGAGUAUACCCGUGCUGACCUCCCCAGGAUCCCCUCCCGUUCCCUCUAUUCCUAUGGGCUCCAGCAACUCGCCAGCUGCCUGCUGAAUCCCAAUCCUUCAGAGAGAAUACUUAUUUCUGAAGCCAAGGGAAUCCUUCAGUGUUUAUUAUGGGGUCCACGUGAGGAUUUGUUUCACACUCUGAGCUCAUGUUCCAGCCCACUACGGAAGGAUGCUGUGCUGCAGAACUGGCUGGACAUCAAACGGACGCUGAUGAUGAUCAAGUUUGCAGAGAAGUCCUUGGACAGGGAGCGUGGAGUCAGCCUUGAAGACUGGCUUUGUUCUCAAUAUCUGGCAUUUGCCACUACAGAUUCACUCAGUCGCAUUGUGAAAAUCAUGCAGCAACACUAGUUUGUACGAGCUGUUGCUUUUCCUCAACCCCCUACUCCUUGCUCUAUUCUGCUCCCACCUUCUUUAUUCUAGGGUUCACACUUUGCACGUCUGCUGAGAAAAACAGCCUAGAUCUCAAAGCUAGCAACCCUGCGCAAAUAGGUUCUAAUUGGAAAUACUGUCUCCUAUUGAAGAUACGAUGGAGACUUUAUUCAAUUCCUAGGCCUUCCUUGUUUAAUCAUAUGUACAGUGAUUGCAAUUGGAUUAUAUACCUCCAAGGUUGGGUUAAUUUUUCAACAGAUUGAAAAAGGGGAGAGAAAAAUUUUAAAGAGACCACUAGUUUUAUAUUACUAUAGAGGAUGAAUUCCCCAUCUCUUCUGGAUGGAUCCUGCCAUUUCUAGUGGUAGCAUCUGCAGAAAAAGCAGUGACCAUUUAUGACCAUCAACAGAGAUGAAUUCAUCAUAAAUGUGAAUCAAAUGAUCCACCAAAGUUUAGAGCCCCUGACCACAAAUCUAUUGCCUGUGCUCCAUCCCCGGUGAAAGGUUCUACCUCUCAGUCUAGGCUGAGGCUCAUCCACUUAGUCUUCUCAUUCAGGUGGAUUUUUAUUUUACUCCUACUCUUAAAUAUUUUAUUUUCCUCCCAAAUAGGGCAGUCCUCUGAUCCCAGCAAGUAACCAGCAGGCAGCAAUCAUCUGUGUCCAAUAUUGUUGCCUUCUCUAACUUGCUACCUGUCCAUAUCCCUUCUGAUCAUGGGUCGUGGAUUCCAAGGAUCCUGCCUUAAUCAGCCUAUGAUUAUCAACCUGUAGUAUCUCCACUAAAAAGCAAAAGCAGAACUUCCCACCAGUAUAUAUGACCAGAGAGUCAUGUAUUGUAGAUAUAACAGUGUUAAACAAGAGCAACAUAACAUACCAAGAAAAACUGAAACAUCCCUCCCCCACAUAAAAGGCACUGCCUGGGCUUGAAAUAAACAGAAAUUACAUAACCAGUCCUCCUUCAGUUGCUGCUGUGCAUCAGGUAUCAAAAUAGCAGCCUCCUUCUUUGUGUUUUAUUUUGGUUUGCUAGCCACUUGUGGCAUAUUGCAAAGCAGGACUGAAUUGGCAGUGCUGGUGUGUUGGCAGGAGAUACCUACACAGACAAGCACUAAACAUUUCUAACAGGCCACAUGGAGAUGGUUUUACUUCAAAUGCAUUUCUCUGGGGGAAAAACAAGGGGGCAAACACUGCUAUUUAAUUACUGAGAGACCUCUAAAGUUUGGCAGCUGUAAUUAACAGUGACCUGAUCUAUUUUCCCCACAGCAGUAUUUGGCUACAAAUCUCCUAUCAGUAACUAAUGUUUACUAGUGUACUAGCUGCUUCAGACAACACCCUAAAAAUCCCUAAAAAUUGAAUGGCUGUUGACAUAGCUUAGAGAUCAUUGCAGGUAUCGUUUUAGAGUAAGGAGGCACUGGCGGGUAUUAAGGUGACAGGUUAAAAAAAAAAAGUCCAACCUAAAGGAACUUUUCACCUUUUGAGGCAGCUGCUGGUUUCCUUCCCUGAGAUAGCGACCUUUCCUAUGGAACGCCUACAAUCAUACAGAUGGUCUCUUUGCUCAGUAUUGCUAGGUUCUCAAUUGUCUCAAAUAUCUCUGAAGAACACAAUGGGGGCAAAUGAAAGGUGAUAUUUAAUAUUCUGAGAUGGGUGGUGGAAAACAUACAGCCCAAGUUUUGAGCCUGUGCUUCUCUCCUAUGGAUAUAUGUGCAAUUCUUGUAUGUAUUUUUUAAAAUCUGUAUAUUACAGUGUUUACGUUACUUACCAGACUUUACCUGAUGCUAGAUCUGCAAAUCCUUCCUUUACUUUCCUGGCACAUAAAUGCGCAGAGUUACAUGUGUUCUUUAUAUGGAUUGAUAUUUCAUUUUUCAUUGUUUGUUAAAACUGUGAGAAAUCAGUUUACUUCAGUCUUGAAAACAAAUAGCCACUUUUUAUAGCAUAUGCAUGCUUGGACUAGAUGCAUGGAAACCAAACAAACAGUCCUGCAGGCAUGAGGUCAGUGAAACGAACUCCGUGUACACACUGCAUAUUUGAAGGGGGUGAAAUUUCUCUGGCAUCUGUUAGAGCCAAGCCUUGUGGUAUGUGGAAGCCUACAUUGAUUGUGCAGUAAUAUAUAGAAUAUUUUUGUGGCCUUUUUAAAUGUUUUUAAACUUUCUGAUGAAAAAUCCUUUUGUCUGAUUCAUCUGUAUCAGAGAGGGAUCAGGCAAGGAUAAGGAUCAUGUAUUUUAAUGUGAUAUAUAUCACUUUAAAAAAUCUCAAAGAGUUAAUGGGGGUGGCAGCAUUAAUGCAAAAAGAGUGCAGUGCACUUAAGCACAAUUGCAAUGCAUGGAGCUGAUGACUUCCACCACUUUGGGAAAGAGGCUUUCUACAUAAUGCUGAACAGACUUGUGGUAGAAGCCUUUACAGAGAAUUGCACAAUCAAUAAAUGCAGCCCUGUUUCAUAUGGGCACAGAAUCGUGUAAUGCCGUAUGGCUUAUAUACAUUGAGCAUGAGUUGACAGCUCACUUAAAUGCUACCUGCAAACUACCAACCCUUUAAGCUAAGCACAGGACACUGCUUCUUCUUGUUCUCCUGGUCUGGAUUAGUGUUUGUUUUUGGUUUUUUUUAAGUAGCAUCUAUCUGCACAUAACUUCUCACCUAACAAAUAUAUGCUGUAUGAGUAGCACAUGGACCACUGGCCAUUGCAGUAGGCACAUUCCUUUAGGCCGCCUGGUUUGUUUGGGGGUUUUUUUGUGUGUGUAUGUGGACACAUGUUCUCAGUGUCACUUUCAUGUCAACACGCACAUGCAAAGUUGAAUAUUGAAUGUUUUACAACCUUAUGUAUUUAACGCAGCUGGUCCGAAGCCUUUGUAUGUCUUUGUUCUUUAGAGAUCAAAUUUCAGUUCAUAUUGUUUAUGAUUAAAUUUAAACCAGUACUCAUUUUAGUUCUGCAGUAUAAUCAAGCAUGGAUGAAUGUUCACUACCGAUCUCUUUAUUGUGCAGCACUGGGUAACCUUUAGCAAUUUGUAAAAUCAAUGUGAUUUUUACUUUUUUUUUCUUUUUAAGAACAAAAGAAUGAUCAAGGAGGACAAACAUAAACUGGCAAGAGCUUCCAUUCCUUGGUGGUUCUGGGGCUGCUUUUGCAGACAUCCUUGAGGAUUAUAAUUCUGUUUAUGGGGGUCCUCCGUGCUGAUUAAGAACCACACCGCACAAAUAUCUGAGAAUGUAUGCAUGAAAUUGACUGUAAACAAACAAAAGCAAACAAAAAGGUGGGGGGGGAUGCUACAGCAUAAUUUCUAAACAAAUGAGGAAAAAACCUGUUCCCUUUGUCAGUGGGAUUCUUUAUGUAUCAGGAAUGGAACCCCUGCCUAUGUACUUGCAUGUGGACAUAUACAUGCACAGAGUUUGGAUUUUUAAGUAGUGUAGCACUUUUAGUUGAGCUCAAGAAAUGAGAAGAGCUGCAAUUCUAAGAUAACAGUAUUGAUUGUAAAUAUAUAUUUUUCUAUUACUAAAAGCUGCCAUUUCACUAUUUUUUAAAUAUAAAUUAUACAGAUUUUCAAGUUCAAAAUAAGAUCUGGAAAAUCAUGUAAUUAUUUGAUGAAGAAUUAGAAUUAGUGGUUCCUGAAGUUUUUAGGGCCACUAAAAAUCUUUUUAACAUUUUGGAUGGAACAAUCUCGAUCAGCAAUUGAAUGCACAAUGUAUAGUGCCUUGUCAAAGAAUUAGAAUAGUAAUGGAGAGAAUCAGUCAGAAUCUCUCUCCACCUGCUAACAGCCCUAUAAAUAAUACUGCCUACAUAGGGUAUGCAUACACACCAGCUGGGUACCACACAGGGUAUGUAUACACUGUGAUUCCCAAUGUGGGUAGACAGACACGUGCUAGCUCUGCUCAAGCUAGUGCCUAAAAAUAGCAGCCUGGCUACGACGCCUCAGGCUAGCCACCGAAGUAUCAUCCCGUCUGACCCCCUCAAAUACAUACUCAGGCAACUAACCCAAGCCACCACCCAUGCUGCUGUGGCUACACUGCUAUUUUUAGGUGCUAGCUUGAGCCUUUCACCUCCCAACUGCUGUCUUGACAUACCCAUAAAUAUAAAAAGAUGACUACAAAAUAAAAUGUUGCAUUUCAUAUUAUGCUGGGUUAAUCAAUUUUAUGAAAGGAACAUUUUCUGGAAGGUCAGUUACAUGAAAAAGUUCCUUUGAAGUUGCUCAUAGUACCAAAAUAAACCCCAAAUGACAGCAGGUCUCUGGAUUUUUCACAUUUGAAAUUGAGGCUUAGCACAGGGAGAGAAAUAGAUGAGAUGUCACUUGGUCUAGACAUAAUACACUAAAAUUCAAGAGUCCUAUUGCUUUGACAAUCUAUUACAGACACUCCAACUCCAGAAGAUGAAGAGACUGAAUAGCUUGAAAAGAAGAGAAUGUGUGUAAGAUGUGCAGCUCCUCAUAUUAUAUAUAGUGGAUGUGCUGCACACACAUCUAUAUGCUGAGGAGGCAUUGAUGCAAACCACUGUUAAUUUAGGAGUUUGGGAAAACAAGAACCUGUUAUAGAAUGUGGAUUUCUUGUUUCCUAAAAAAUGGAUAAGUAAACCCAGUUUAUCUUCCAAGCCUCAGGUCUGGUCCAGUGAAUAUAUAUGGUUCAGGUGAACAUCUAGACAGAAUUUAGAUGGCACAGCCACUACAAAAGCUCAUAUGGAAAUCGCCAGAAAUGAGAGAAUGCAGAAUUUUUUCUGAGGGCUCUGGAAUGUCAGAAAAUAGAGACAAGGCUUCUUUUUAAAAUUCAGAUGUCAAAUGAAGACUAAGAAGUCAGCACUAAAGUAAGAAAUCUCAUUUUAUUGGAAUACUAUGGUGCUAGAAAUCCCAACCUGCAGUCCAGUGUGUACAUAGUAUUUACAUGGUCUAACAUUAUCCUACCAUCCUUCAAGCUCCAACAUUCACUCCAGAUUUUCUUUAGGGAUCUGCCAACAGCACCAUAGGAUCUGCAUACAUCAUCUGGACAUUGUAGACCAGGGGGAUUCUGAUAGGUUAGAGGGAAGAAUAUAUACUUGAAAUAAAUCUAGUGCAUUGUGGCAAUCAAACACCGGGGAGGUUACCCAGAUACUUUCUAUUCCAGCUCCCUAGCUUUUGUCUGAAAAACUUGUCAGUUGUUGCUGAAAUAGAAAUAUCUCAAGGGCAUUGCCCCAUUCAGAAGCCUUACCUAAAUGAGUAUAUUUUAACAUUUUUUCCUGUUUUCAACUAGGGACCUAGUCCUUCUCUCCCUGAAGCCAAUGAGAGAGUGUUUUGCCUUUGGGAGCAGUUAUAGGCAGCAGUAUCAAACCCUUCAGUGCACUUCCCCGCCCCCAGUUUGAUACAGAUUGAACAUUGUUUCCUGGCAGGUGUAGUAAAUGGGUAGUACUCCCAACAUCACUGGGUCAUCAAGUUUACACUGAUUUAAUGGAGGUGCUGCUGCUGCAAUUCCUGAAAUCCCAGAGAACACUCGCAGACCUUCAAUCUCACAGACCUUCAAUCAAAUGCUGUCCAUUUAAAGAGGAUCUUGCUGUGUAGUGCAGCCCAUAUACAUUGCUAUGAGUGGAACAGGAUCUGUGGACUGCAGUGUGGACGCUGGAGGCCCAGGUGCAGAAAUUCUAAACCUAGGGUCAAUAUUCAGUGUGGAUGCUCAAGCCCUGGGCUUGCAAACCCAGGGUAUCAGUUCCUGAGUCCCACUAACCCUGGCCUUACAUUACAGUGUAGACAUACCUGUGAGAUCUGCUGCACCAAAUCCCUUAAACCAAAAGAGGCUUUUAUAUUGUGAUGAUUAAAUAUAUAGAAGAUAAUACCAAAGAAAUGCAGAGCAGAACUUUAAAUGCUUCAGUAAUCAUACUGUUCCCAAAACUCAGUUCAGUAGAGAUGGUCCAUAAACCAGCACAUAGAUUCCAAACAGAUUUCAAGAGCAGGGAAAAAAAUAAUUUAAAAUGCUUCUUUAAAAGGAACUCCGGGCAGAACUUUUAAUGUAAGGUGACUACAACUCUGAAAGAACCAGAGCGAAGUCUCAUAAUCCCUCCUCCUGACCAUUUGUUGUGUUAGGAAGAAUUUCUACUAGAUGUUUGUCUAGAUUAUAUUAUUCACUUUGAGGCACUUUUUGAAGGAUUAUGGUUUGAAUAGACACAAUAUAAAGAACUUUGUGCUUGGGAGAUUUAUUUAUGACUUUAAAUUAUUUUCUAUAAGCCUCCUUGCAUUAGAUCAGUGUUUUUUAAAGUUUGGGUCGUGACCCAGUACUGGGUCGUGGCAUGUAAGACAUUGGGUCUCCUUGCUCAGCACCCAGGGACCCUAACGACUCUGGUCAGCACUGCCGACUGGGAUGUUAAAAGUCCCAUCAGCAAUGCUGCCCAGCUAAGGCAGGCCAGUGCCUACCUGUUCCGACACCGCGCUGCACCCUGGGAGCGGCCAGCAACAGGUCCGGCUUCUAGACAGGGGGCCACGGAGCUCCGCGCUCUGCCCCCACCCCAAGCACUGGCUCCACACGCCUAUUGGUCGGAAACCAGCCAAUGGGAGCUGGGGGGGGAGGGGGAGAGCAUGCUUGUGGGCGAGAGCCGCCGUUUGUGCACUUCCACCUAAAAGCCAGACCUGCUGCUGGCCGCUUCCAGGGCGCAGCAUGGUCCACGAUGCCAGGACAGGUGGGAAGCCUGUCUCUGUGCCGCUGACCAGGAGCUGCCAGAGAUAAGCCCACACCCCAAUCCACUGCCCCAGCCCUGAGCCCACCCCCCAAACCCAGAGUCCCUCCUGUUCCGCAAACUCCUCAUCCCUGGCCCCAGAGCCUGCACCCCCAGCCCAGAGCCCUGACCCCUCCUGCAUCCCAACCCCCUGCCCCAGCCCAGAGCCCCCUCCCACACCCUGACCCCUCAUUCCUGGCCCCACCCCACAGCCCUCACCCCUGCAUCCCAACUCUCUGCCCCAGCCCUGAGCCCCUCCCAACACCCCAAACCCCUCAUCCCCAGCUCUGUUGGGUCACAGGCAUCAACAAUUUUCUUCAACUGGGUUGCCAGAAAAAAAGUUUGAAAACCACUGCAUUAGAUGUUUGGCACUCCACUCAACAUCUGGUUAGAGACUGAAUUAAGUCUACAGAAGAUUUCAGAAACGGCAAUGGGCAUGAAAUACUCAACUUACCUGUACCUAAGCAUCUUGCUAUUCUAAAGAACUUGUUUUAUACUUCAGUUUAAGAGGAGCCAUCUCAUCCUUUGUUUUCUUAAAUCCAGGAAGAAGGUUUCAGGGAUUUAGAAGAGGUUGGAAUGUUUUUUAUAUGAGAGAAAUAUAUGUUCAUAUAUAUAUAUAUAUAUAUAAAU